AUGAUUGAGCGGUGGCAUCGAAGUCUCAAGGCGGCAAUAAUGUGUCACACCGAUCAAGAAUGGUCACAAUCGCUCUCCACUGUCUUCCUGGGACUCAGGUCCAACGUAAUGGAUAUUGGUUCGUCCCCCGCCGAGUUCGUUUUUGGAACUACCCUACGAAUCCAUGGCGAUUUUGUGCUUCCGGACAAUUUCGCUCUAGAUCCUUAUGUUUUCAUCCAAGAGUUUCGAGAACACAUGCGGAAAAUUAAGCCAGUCCCAGUAGACCAUAAAUAUAAAUGGAAACCAUUUCUUUUCAAAAAUUUAACUGUUUCCUCGCACGUAUUCAUGCGAAACCAUGCCAAGAAAUCCCUGGAGCGGCCCUACACUGGCCCGCAUAAAAUUAUAAACCGAACUUCGGACCGCUUCAACGAAAUCGAUAUCAACGGCGUUCCACGCCAAGUAUCCGUUGAGCACCUUAGGCCUGCUCACUUCAUGCGUGAGGACCUAGAAAGCAUUUUGCCAAUGCAGGGAGAUUUACCUAAAGUAACUGGUUUAGUUCCUCCCCUACGAACGUAUGCUAAGAAGCAAGUUACUUUUAAAUUUUAA
Molecule: messenger RNA, 585 nt
Organism: Belonocnema kinseyi
Lineage: Eukaryota; Metazoa; Arthropoda; Insecta; Hymenoptera; Cynipidae
Exons: 1
Coding region: 1-585 (194 amino acids)
Source: RefSeq, a predicted model, not a curated record